Sabethes cyaneus is the source of this 3573-nucleotide messenger RNA. RefSeq names its product RING finger and CHY zinc finger domain-containing protein 1 (gene Rchy1). Lineage: Eukaryota; Metazoa; Arthropoda; Insecta; Diptera; Culicidae. Gene Ontology annotation, biological process: protein ubiquitination; ubiquitin-dependent protein catabolic process. The coding region runs from base 1058 to 2158 and encodes 366 amino acids. The record is from RefSeq and is a predicted model, not a curated record. Gene Ontology annotation, cellular component: nucleus. The transcript is spliced from 8 exons. Gene Ontology annotation, molecular function: zinc ion binding; ubiquitin protein ligase activity.
UUCGUACGUACUGCGUGCUGAGUUGUGUUUUUUGUCUGGUUGCUAUUUCUACGAAAUUAUUAUCCACUUAAAAUGUAUUACAGUGCACCAGAAAUAGCUAAGCACCAAAACCUCUAGAUUGCCAUGUGGUAAGUCUGUUUACACUGCUGCGGACACGGACCUCUCCGAAACAGAUUGCUGGUCAUUACGAGAAGACUAGGGGUACGAUCAAACCAAGUGCAGCUCAUUUCUAUCGGUGGAGUUCACUCACCAGCUUCCAACAGUAGCCAGCAGUUGCAGCCAGCUAAAACUCAUCAGCAAGCAGCUGAAAGUCGGAUGAAAGCAAAGCGUAUCGCAAAAUACUUCCACCAACAGAAAGUGCAGACAAGAAAUGUAGAAAAGCUACGAAAACAGAGAAAGAAGAAAUGAACAGCAAUACAAAGGCAGCCCAGACAGUAAUUUCACUUUCUAUUUUUUAAAACUUUUAUUUUUUAUGACACACUUGCGUGAACUGUCUGCAAGUUUUUGUUUCUGGACUGACGAAAUAGUGUUUUUGUUCCGCGAGUGAUUAAAGGAGGUCCUUCUAGUGUUUGCCUAUUGAUGAUAUCGUCCUGCGUACGUGUUUAUCCAGAUAAUGCCUUUAGUGAAUGAUAAUAACUGAAACAGCAGGGACUGAUCUCAUACAACGUUCAAGUGAAAGGUGAAACAAUCGGGAUUGCAGGGGAGAUACUACAGUGGAAUAGUUUCAGUAAUUAGCGAUUCUAAUGCAUACUGGCAAAUCAAUGAUGGCGACGCAUGUCAAGAACCAGAACUGAUGCUGAAUUCGACCUGUCACUUAGAUCUUAGAGAACCGUAUGCGAAGAUUGUUGUGCGAAGAAACCAGUUUUGAGGGUCGCCUGAAGAAGAGUGUUUUUUUGUCGUCGGUAGUCGCGAGCCGAACUGAACGUGUUUUGCUUGUGUCAUGUUUCAACAGUGACGAAUUGUUGCGACGUGGUACCUAAAAAGCAUUCGGAAGUAAUACCGGCGGAAAGCAAAGUGCACUGAGCAACAGAGCAAUCUGUCCAUUUCGCCAGUCCAAAUGGCGGACAAAGAAGAGAAACGUGUAGGAUGUGCACAUUACAAGCGACGAGCGAAAUUUGUGACACCCUGCUGCAACAAGUUCUACAUGUGUCGCUAUUGCCACGAUGAAAAUGAGACUCAUUUUUUCAAUCGGAAAACCGUAACCGAACUAAUAUGCACCGAAUGCAACACGAGGCAACGGGUGCAAGCGGAGUGCGAGAAGUGCGGCGUCAGAUUCGGACGGUACACUUGCCUUGUGUGCAACUUGUUUGACGACGAAGAUCGUAACCAGUAUCACUGUGAUGGGUGCGGAAUCUGCCGCGUAGGUGGUCGAGGUCGUUUCUUCCACUGUGAGGUGUGCAAUAUGUGUCUUCCAGUGCAAUUGAAAGUGGAAGGACACAGGUGUGUUGAAAACGUGUCCCGCUCUAAUUGUCCAGUGUGUCUGGAUGACAUUCAUACCUCACGUAUCCCCUGCCAUAUUCCCGACUGUGGACAUUUGCUGCAUCGAACUUGUUUCGAGGAACUGCUUUCAUCAGGACAUUACGCUUGCCCAACGUGUCAGACUUCUAUGAUGGACAUGAAUCAACUUUGGGAGUACCUAGAUUCGGAAGUAGCUGCAACACCAAUGCCAAAGGAAUAUGAAAAUUAUUUCGUAGACAUUCUCUGUAAGGAUUGUCAUCAGGAAUCAACAGUGAAGUUCCAUGUAGUCGGAUUAAAAUGCAGCAAAUGUGGCGCUUACAAUACUUGCCGAACUAAAACCAAAAGCUUAGACUCCUCCGCGAAAUGUACAAACAGCAACAAGGCCACAUCUCGUGCAGUAAAUGGUGAGAGCAGUGGCGCAACGUCCAGUUCUUCCUCGUCCACUGCCACGGUAGCGACAUCUACAACAGCGGCAGGCGUCGCAACGAGCUCGAGUAGCAGCAGCAGCAGCAGCAGCACUGUCACGACAACACCGGUGGCUUCCACUUCCGCUGCAGGCGGUGAGGCUAAUUCCAGUUCGACCGUGACCAGCACGGGCACGGUGCCUGCGUCCGAUGCUAGCUCUACUAGCUCUACUGCAAACAGCAACUGCGUGGAACAUUCCUCGUACGACAGCAGUAACAGUAAUCACGAAGCUUAGGACAAAUUUCCAUUUUUUUUGUUUUACCAGAAUCCACUUCGAAACAAAAUUCUCAUGGUGAAAACGGCAUAAUAUGUGUUAGGUGUACGGAAGUAUCAUUCCAUUUUUUUUGUUACUUCCUGUUUUAUGUUACUAUCAUGGAUCAGAAUUUUUGCAUAGCAAGUAACGCAAUAUUGGACAAUUGCGCUCAAAAUUAUAUCUCUGGAAUCAGAAGUGAAUUACGUUGAAAAAAGUCUCUGUAGCACUAACAUUUAUGUUGCAGCGGGCUAAUUUUUCGUCUAUUAUUUCAUUUCUGUACAUAUCUACUUAGCACAUUUUAUAAAUGGUUAUAUUUUAUGUACGUUUUAUAGGCUUCUUUGCUUAUAUAAUAAUAAUAAACAUGUGUUGAACGAUUUUUGGAAUACAGGUCUACUUUUUAUUGCGUAUUAGAAAUUAAAUUGAUUUUGUGGUACUAAAAUUGUAUCUUCGCUUUCUAUGCUUAAAAAAAACUAUACUACUUUUGAUGUUUUCGUUUUCAAUCUGUUUAAAAUAUUACCCAAGACAGUCAGUAAAAAGGACUUGCAUCUCAUCUCAUGUGUUCGCUACAUUCUGUUUCCAUUUUCGGUAACUUAGUUAAUUUGUAUGUGAUAAUGUUUUUUUUCUGUAGUUAGUUAUAGAUCGUAACCUCCGAAACCUGAGUAUGUAAUGUCAAAAUAAGAUUAUGAGUGUCAAUGAAACAUGUUCUCGUCUGUAAUUGCAUCACAAACACACAAAUCAAACUCUCGUAACCAAUAGAAUCAAUAGAAUCUCUGAAUAUUGAUUGACAUGAAAGCAUGAGCUUGGACAUCACAAAUAACGCUGGAAAAGUUAGGUAAUAGUGUUCGGUUCAACCGAUACGGCAUGAUAAAAUCUCUUCAAUAAUGAUUUUGACGACGAAUAACACUAGCAUUAAAAUUCAAAAUUAUAUACUUACACAUAUUUUUAAAUGUUCUACAGAACGUAAUGGACGAUGACAGCGUUAGUUGCGCGUUAGUUAGGUAACCGUACUGUAUAAGUAGUUCAGCAGCUUAGUUUGAUCAAGCGAGAAUCAAAAUUGGAUCAUUAUCGGUGCAUAAAAAGGCCACAUAAAUCAAUAGGUCUGUAGCUCGGGACAUGAUCCGUUGUAACAAUAUUAAUAAUGGCAAUUGCUUGUUUUAUUGAAAAAUAUGACCAGCUAUUAUGUUUUGAGCUACUGACUUAGGUCAAACCUUUCGGUCGAUUUUAACAAUGCUCUAGCUUGACGGAAUGACACUAGAACUAAGCGAUCGUGUAGAUUCUUGCAAGAAUCAUAUUAAGCCUAGAUUAUAACUAAUAAACAUUAGUAGAGAAAUUCUGUUUAGAUUGCAUUCAGCUAAGGCAGUGUUCAGCAGUUUUGCUCGAAUAAAGGUGUUACAUGA